AUGCUUGCAUUUUGGAUUGCUGCACUCUUAUUCUUCGACAUAUCAACAGGAAAAGAAGUUUGCUAUGAAAGGGUGGGGUGCUUUAAAGACGGUUUACCAUGGACUGGGACUUUGUCAAGACAGUUGGCAGGUUUGCCCUGGUCUCCAGAGGAGAUAAACACUCGCUUUCUGCUCUACACUAGACAUAAUCCCAAAGUCUAUCAGGAAAUCAGUGCAGUUAAUUAUCUAACUAUCCAAACCUCAUACUUUGGAACAGACAAGAUGACCCGUAUCAACAUACCUGGAUGGAAAUCAGAUGGAAAAUGGCAGCAAGACAUGUGCAAUGUGUUACUAAAAGUGGAAGACGUGAACUGCAUUAACAUAGACUGGAUUAACGGUUCGCUGGAAUACAUCCACGCCGUAAACAAUCUCCGCGUUGUCGGUGCUGAGGUGGCAUAUUUUAUUGAUGUUCUCGCGAAAAAGUUUGGAUAUUCUCCUUCUAAAGUUCACUUGAUUGGCCACAGCGUGGGAGCACAUCUGGCUGGGGAAGCUGGGUCGAGGGUACCAGGCCUUGGAAGAAUAACAGGGUUGGACCCAGCCGGGCCAUAUUUCCACAAUACUCCAAAUGAAGUUAGGCUGGACCCCUCGGAUGCCGACUUCGUCGAUGUCAUUCAUACAAAUGCAGUUCGCUUGCUCUUUGAGUUUGGUGCUGGGACUAUUAAUGCUUGUGGUCACCUUGACUUUUACCCAAAUGGAGGGAAGCAUAUGCCAGGAUGUGAAGACUUAAUAACGCCUUUAUUUAACUUCGAUCUCCACGCUUACAAGGAAGAAGUGGCUUCCUUCUUUGAUUGCAACCAUGCCCGAAGUCAUCGCUUCUAUACUGAAAGCAUUCUCAACCCUGAUGCAUUUAUUGCUUAUCCUUGUAGAUCCUACAGAUCCUUCAAAGCGGGAAAUUGCUUCCAUUGUCCCAAAGAAGGUUGUCCAACAAUGGGUCAUUUUGCUGAUAGAUUUCACCUCAAAAAUAUGCAGCCUAAUAGAUCAUAUUAUUUUUUAAACACAGGGUCUCUUUCCCCAUUUGCCCGUUGGAGGCACAAAUUAUCUGUCAAACUCGAUGGAAACAACGCCACUCAAGGGACCCUGUUUCUCCGUGUAGGUGGAACGACCGGGAACACGGAGGAGUUUGUGAUGGCCAGUGGGACACUUAAGCCAGGCAUGACUUAUACAAAAUUAAUUGAUGCAGACGUUAAUGUUGGAAAUGUUACAAAUAUUGAGUUCAUUUGGAAGGAAUAUUUGUUGGGGCAUUCUCAGAAUAAGUUGGGAGCAGAAAUGGUGACAGAUAUAUCUGGAAAACAUGGAUAUGAAUCUACCUUCUGUAGCCAGGACAUAAUGGGACCCAAUAUUGCCCAGAUCCUGGAACCAUGCUAA
Zalophus californianus (California sea lion) is the source of this 1404-nucleotide messenger RNA. RefSeq names its product pancreatic lipase related protein 3 (gene PNLIPRP3). Gene Ontology annotation, biological process: lipid metabolic process. Lineage: Eukaryota; Metazoa; Chordata; Mammalia; Carnivora; Otariidae. The record is from RefSeq and is a predicted model, not a curated record. The coding region runs from base 1 to 1404 and encodes 467 amino acids. The transcript has 12 exons. Gene Ontology annotation, molecular function: triacylglycerol lipase activity; protein binding.